AUGGCGUCUACUUUGCCCUCCACGCCCAUCUUCGAGGCCAUUGCCAAACAUGACCCUAAAAGCCCGGCCAUCAUCCACGGCGCCUCCGACCGCACCUUUUGUCACGGCAGCUUGCUGCACGAUGUGGCCGCCGCAAAAGACAAUCUGACUGCUAUGGUCGAUGGAAAAUCUCUCGCUGGCGAAAGAAUUGCUUUCUUAGCUGAAAACGGCUACGACUAUGUAGUGACCUUGCUCUCAAUCCUUGCCCAGGAUGCCAUUGCUCUACCUCUCGCCCAUACCCAUCCGAACUCGGAAUUGCGAUACAUUAUCGAGAACAGUGAAGCCGCCUUGUUUCUGUCAACCGAGAAAUUCCAAGACAAGGCUCAAGAGGUGGUCAGGGAAGGCCUGAAUCAUAUUCCGCAAUUGCAGAUUCUUUCCAAGAUCGAGACUGGAGCAGUGUCAGCCGAGAAUGUCAAGUUCAGCACCGACGAUGUCAAAAACGGAGGCUUCAUGCUCUACACAUCCGGAACGACAAACAGGCCUAAGGGAGUGGUCUUGUCGGUACCGACAAUUACAGCGCAAGCACGGUCGUUGAUAGAAGCAUGGAAGUACGGGCCUUCUGACUUGCUGCUUCACGUCCUGCCACUUCACCACAUCCACGGCACCAUCAAUGCGCUUUUCACACCUCUGAUGGCCGGUGCAGCCGUUGAGUUUGCAUACCCGUUCAGCGCGGAUACAGUAUGGAAGCGACUCGGAGCGCCAUUCCUUCGCAAUUCGCCACCCACGAAACGACCAAUAACGUUCCUGACCGUAGUACCUACUAUCUACAACCGGCUCCUUGCCUCAUACCCCUCCCUAGAUCCGGAGAUGAAGCAAGCGACCCGCUCGGCUAUCACGCCGCGGUACAUGCGUUUGAACAUCUCCGGGUCCGCCGCGUUACCGACGCCGACGAAACAAGCCUGGACCGAACUUAGUGGCGGCAAUGUGCUGCUCGAGCGGUACGGUAUGACUGAGGUUGGGAUGGCGCUUUCAUGCGGACUGGCGUUCGAAGACCGCGUCGAUGGAAGUGUGGGCUGGCCUUUGCCACUGGUAGAAGUGCGACUGGUCGAGUCCGAGACCGGCAAGGUCAUUGAACCAGGAGAAGAAUUGGACGCCAACGGCACGCCUCGCGAAGGCGAGAUCCAAUUGCGUGGGCCCACCAUAUUCAGUGGAUACUUUCGCAACGCGAAAGCGACGGCAGAAGAGUUUGUCGCAGCAGAUGAUGGCGGCAGCAAAUGGUUCAAAACCGGUGACGUGGCGAUCCGCCAGCACGUUCCGGGAACGGGCCAAAGUGACCAGGCCUGGGCGAAAGGUCCCAUGUAUUUCAUCCGCGGCCGGAAGAGCGUCGAUAUCAUCAAAACCGGUGGCGAAAAGGUGUCGGCGCUCGAAGUCGAGCGAGAGCUCCUUUCCCUUCCUGAAGUUUCCGAGGCCGCUGUGGUAGGAAUCUCCUCGGAGCAAUGGGGCCAGAAGGUCGCGGCCGUCAUUGUCCUCACCCCCAAGGGCUUGACCGGCGGCCGCGGUGGAAAGCCCUGGGGCGCCAUGGACAUGCGGAGAGCGCUGAAGGACAGACUGGCCAACUACAAGAUCCCGCAGGAACUCAAGGUCGUCGAGUCAAUCCCGCGCAACGCCAUGGGCAAGGUCAAUAAGAAGAGCCUCGUCAAGAAUGUUUUUGAGAAACUGCCUUGA
Molecule: messenger RNA, 1704 nt
Organism: Capronia epimyces CBS 606.96
Lineage: Eukaryota; Fungi; Ascomycota; Eurotiomycetes; Chaetothyriales; Herpotrichiellaceae
Exons: 2
Coding region: 1-1704 (567 amino acids)
Biological process (GO): fatty acid metabolic process
Molecular function (GO): medium-chain fatty acid-CoA ligase activity
Source: RefSeq, a predicted model, not a curated record